UUGAGACUUCCUUAGUGAUCGUGCUUAUAACCAGCAUGGGGAAGAGCCGAGCUCGUAGGUUUAAAGCAGCAGCCUUUAGCCCAACCGCAGCUGUGAUGAAGACGCCAAUUGAGGACGAAGAGAAUGAAGAAGAGGAAAGCUUGCAAGCCGAAGAGCUACUGCAGAAAUUGCAGAGCCCUUGCCCUGAAGUCAGGGAGUUUGCUUGUGCUAACAUCUCUAAGCUGGUCCAGCAGAAGCAAGUCAUCCCAUCCUUCCUUAAAAGAGAUGCUGUGAGAUGUCUUGGGCCACUGCUGCUUGAUAAGUGCCUAUCUGUUCGUGAAACAGCAGCUGGGGCUUUACGGAAUCUAAGCGCUUGUGGAGGCUUUGAAGUAUGUGACGACAUGGUAUCCAAGGACAUAAUGACGCCCCUUGUGGCUGUGUUGCGAGAGUGUGCCACGGGUUUAGAUGCCGAUUUGAAGUCUGGUAUGAACACAGAUUGUCCAAAAAAUUACGUAGACGAGAUAGCUAAUGAAGCAAUCAACGUAUUGUGGAACGUGUGUGAGAGCAGCAGUAAAGCAUUGUCUGUCUUCAACAAAGAGAACUGUGUGGAUAUAGUUAUACAGUGUUUGAGCAGAUUUUCCAGUAACAUGGAGCUGUCCAUUUCUGCAGCACACUGUCUGCAUACAGUUACAGAAGAUAACCCUGAUCUUCUGGCCUCUUUGGAUACCUCUUUACUGCAAACUCUAGAGGCAGUGAUGCUGGCCUCCUCUUCUUCAGCUGAAAUGGGCCUCUUACGGAUAUUAGUUGCAGGUUCAGUCUGGAAUCUGAAGGAAAGAAUUCCUUCCUCUGCUCAGGCAGACUCUAUUAAUGCCAUCCUGAGGAUUCUCUCUGAGGUUCUGUCUGUGGAUGCGGGGCAUUUCAUUGGUCAGAUGAAAGAAGCAGAGUCCAAGCAUUUAACAGCUGCUGUCCUACAGUCUGAUACUGAGGAGGCUGCCGCCAUCCUGGGAGAAGCCACUCUGAAUGAAGAUGAAGAAAUGCUGGAUAGGCCAGUUAAAGAAGAUAAACGGGCUGAUAUUUCUGAUCUGCUUCCUGCUGCAAACGAAGAGCUGAAACAAGCAUCAGCCUUACUUUUGUCACAGAAAACUGCCCUUGAAAUGAUCGUGAACAUGUGUUGCAGUGAAGAUGUGUCUGAUGACGAAUGGGAAGCUCUCUCCAGUAGUGAUGAAAGUGAACUGGAGAACUCUGUAGGUGACAGUAAUGACCAGCUGCUGUCUCCACUUUGUCUGUCUGCAGAGGUUCAGUCUGCUCUUUUGAACCAUGACAUACCAAAAAAGGUAUUUCAGAAAACGUAUUUUCCGAGCAGUGCUGCAGUACAGAUCUGUAGACAGACUCCUGCAUGGAAACCAUUAAUUCCAAAGAUGUUCACAGUCCAGCAAAGAGCCCUGACCUGUCUGCAUAAUAUUCUGUCCAUGCUGAAUACAGAGAGCUUGGGAGGAGCCCCUGUUCUGCAGCAGCUUGCCCAGCAUCUCUCAGAGAUGGUCUUCAAACUGCCAGGAGACAUUCCAAAACAGGAUGAUUUUUUGGAGGCUGCAAGCAGUGCUGUGAGAGCUUUGCUACAGACAAUGGCAUCCAAAGAAAUUCCCCAGUGUAUGACACCAGAGCAGGUGAUGGUCCUCAGCGAUGUCUGUGUUAAAAGCACAAAUACCAGUGCUCGAGUAAAUGCUGUCAGUAUUAUUGGUAUUAUGGGUAGUGUGCUGGCAAAAGGAGAGAACACAGCAGAUACACUAAAGUCAAUAGGAAACUUCCUUUUGGGGGUUGCAGCCAAUGACUCAUCGUUGGUGGUGUCUGGAGGGGCUUUAGAUGCACUGUUUGAUGUGUUUGCUGAUGGAGAAGAGGCUGUUAAGGCUGCAAUGGAGAUUAGGUUACUUCAAAACCUUAAGAAAAUACAACCAGCCUUUAGAACAAAGAUAAGGAAGGAAGGUCGAGAGAAAUACAGCACUGAUCAGCUGUGUGUCCUGGACAACGUGAAAAUGAACCUCAAGCGGUUCAUAUCUUAUCAGGAGAAUAUAGAGAAAAAAAUAAAAUCCUAAAGGAUUUAAAACUAUUAUGUUAAAGUAUUUUUAUUUUUUUUAUAUAUAUACCAUAUUCUAACCAAGUGAGAGUGAUCAUGGAGUAUCCUUCACACACAAAAUCAAAAAAGCCUAAGAGACUGUCUGUACAUUUUAAGGAGCCAUUGUACAGGACACUUCAGUGUCAUAUCAAACUUUCAUUUUGGGCUCUCGGUACCAAGGAAAACUUGGUAGCCAUUUGGAAUUGCUGAUCUAAUCUUCAGUUGUCAGAAUGGUUGAUUACUGCAUUGAACAUAAUGAGUUUAUCAUGUUGGGAAAGUAAUGGAUAAGAUAGAAAUCAUGUGACUUAAAUAAGCUGAUCAUUUGAAUCCCACAGUUGGUGUCUUGCCCAUUUCGUUAAAGACCCCAUUUAAAGUUUAAAGAGAAUAAAACAUGUAAAAAUUGA
Molecule: messenger RNA, 2493 nt
Organism: Bombina bombina (fire-bellied toad)
Lineage: Eukaryota; Metazoa; Chordata; Amphibia; Anura; Bombinatoridae
Gene: HEATR3
Product: HEAT repeat containing 3
Exons: 15
Coding region: 36-2069 (677 amino acids)
Biological process (GO): ribosomal large subunit biogenesis; protein import into nucleus
Source: RefSeq, a predicted model, not a curated record